ACUCAUUUAAAGAAAACACAUUGAGUAUUUGUUUGUAUUCUCUGCUAAAGAUUUUCUCUUAAGCAUUUUUCAUCCGCUAUAAAUAGUCGACACCAUUUAGUCAUCUACUCAUCUUCUCGUGUAAGGAGCUUAAAAUAGUCGCCAGACUUUUGCAUGACCUGACUGCCGUUUAUAAUAACAAUCACAAGCUCCACUCCACUUUCUAGAAAAAACCAGAAUUUUUAUCCUUUUUCCUUUUUCAUUUUUCUAGAAGAAUUUAGUACCAUAAUCUUCAUUUAUAGCUUUCUUAAAAAAAAUAAAAAAAUAAAAAAAUAAAAAAAAUCUUCAUUUAUAGUUCUCCAAAAUUUGUGGGCAUUGUCUUAAUUAAUUGAAAAAAAGAAAUUUGAUUAUGGCUACUGCGAAGCUGGAGAAAGUGACAUCCAUUGAUGCACAAUUGAGAUUACUUGCUCCAAAGAAAGUUUCUGAGGAUGAUAAGCUUGUUGAGUAUGAUGCUUUGUUGCUUGAUCGUUUCCUUGAUAUUCUUGAGUCUUUACAUGGUUCCGAAAUCAGAGAAACGGUUCAAGAAUUGUAUGAGCAUGCUGCUGAAUAUGAAAGGACUCGUGACACUAAGAAGUUGGAGGAGCUGGGAACCAUGAUAACCAGCUUGGAUGCUGGGGAUUCUAUUGUGGUUGCGAAAUCUUUUUCGCACAUGCUUAAUCUUGCCAAUCUGGCUGAAGAAGUUCAGAUUGCUUAUCGGAGGAGGAUCAAAAAAAUUAAGAAAGGAGAUUUUGCGGAUGAGAGUUCUGCAGUAACUGAGUCGGAUAUUGAAGAAACACUGAGAAGGCUUGUGGAUUUGAAAAAAUCCCCUGAAGAAGUCUUUGCUACCUUGAAAAACCAAACAGUGGACUUGGUUCUUACCGCUCAUCCUACUCAAUCUGUUCGUAGAUCUUUGCUUCAGAAACAUGGAAGGAUAAGAGAUUGUUUGUCCCAAUUGUACGCUAAAGAUAUAACCCCUGAUGAUAAGCAGGAGCUUGAUGAAGCUCUUCAAAGAGAGAUACAAGCUGCAUUCCGUACGGAUGAAAUCAGGAGGAUUCAGCCAACUCCACAGGAUGAGAUGAGAGCAGGAAUGAGCUACUUCCACGAGACAAUUUGGAAAGGUGUUCCAAAAUUUCUAAGACGUCUGGACACAGCCUUGAAAAACAUAGGGAUCAAUGAACGUGUUCCCUAUAAUGCUCCCCUCAUCCAGUUCUCAUCUUGGAUGGGAGGUGAUCGAGAUGGAAAUCCAAGAGUAACACCUGAAGUUACAAGAGACGUAUGCUUAUUGGCUAGAAUGAUGGCUGCUAAUAUGUAUUUUUCGCAGAUAACGGACCUCAUGUUUGAGCUUUCCAUGUGGAGAUGCAAUGAUGAAGUACGUGCUCGAGCCCAAGAGCUUCACAGUCAAUCAAAGUCUGAUGCCAAACACUAUAUUGAGUUCUGGAAACGAAUCCCUCUAAAUGAGCCUUAUCGGGUUAUUCUUGGUGACGUGAGGGAUAAACUCUAUAAUACACGUGAACAUGCUCGUCAGUUAUUGUCGAAUGGGUCCUCUGAUGUCCCCGAAGAAUCAAUCUUCACCCAUAUUGACCAGUUUCUCGAGCCUCUUGAGCUAUGCUACAGAUCACUUUGUGCUAGUGGUGAUCAGCCCAUUGCUGAUGGAAGUCUUCUUGACUUUAUGCGACAAGUUUCCACUUUUGGGCUCUCGCUUGUAAAACUUGAUAUUAGGCAAGAAUCCGAUAGGCACACUGAAGUAAUGGAUACCAUUACAAAGCACUUAGGCAUUGGGUCUUACAGAUCGUGGUCAGAGGAGAAGAGACAAGAGUGGCUUUUGUCUGAAUUGAGGGGAAAACGUCCUUUGUUAGGCCCUGAUCUCCCUAAGAGCGAUGAAGUUGCUGAUGCUUUGGGAACGUUUCAUGUACUCGCUGAACUCCCAUCCGAUGGCUUUGGUGCAUACAUUAUCUCCAUGGCUACUGCACCGUCUGACGUUCUAGCUGUUGAGCUUCUCCAACGUGAAUGUGGUAUUAAGAAUCCAUUAAGAGUUGUUCCUUUGUUUGAGAAGCUUGCUGAUCUGCAGUCAGCUGCGGCUUCCAUGACUCGCCUUUUCUCCAUUGACUGGUACAAGAAUAGGAUUAACGGGAAGCAAGAAGUAAUGAUUGGAUACUCCGACUCGGGAAAGGAUGCGGGUCGUCUUUCAGCUGCAUGGCAGCUGUACAAAGUUCAGGAAGAUCUAAUACAAGUAGCUAAGGAAUUUGGUGUGAAGCUUACCCUGUUUCAUGGGAGAGGAGGGACUGUCGGAAGAGGAGGGGGCCCCACUCAUCUUGCUCUUUUGGCUCAGCCACCCGAAACCAUUCACGGGUCACUUCGUGUCACAGUACAAGGUGAGGUAAUUGAACAAUCCUUUGGAGAGGAGCACUUGUGUUUCAGAACGUUGGAACGGUACACAGCUGCUACACUUGAGCAUGGAAUGCAUCCACCAACCUCUCCUAAACCAGAAUGGCGUGCACUCAUGGACGAGAUGGCUGUCAUUACCACCAAGGAAUAUCGCUCUGUUGUUCUUCAUGAGCCUCGCUUUGUUGAGUACUUCCGCUCUGCAACACCAGAGUUAGAAUAUGGACGCAUGAAUAUCGGAAGCCGUCCUGCGAAGCGGAAACCUGGUGGAGGAAUUGAAACUCUUCGUGCGAUUCCAUGGAUAUUUGCAUGGACACAAACCAGGUUCCAUCUACCCGUGUGGCUUGGGUGUGGAGCAGCCUUUAAGCAUGUCAUUGAAAAGGAUAUAAGGAAUCUAGCAAUGCUCAAGGAGAUGUACAAUAAAUGGUCUUUCUUCAGAGUGACCAUUGACUUGCUUGAAAUGGUUUUUGCUAAGGGGGACCCUGGAAUUGCUGCUCUAUAUGACAAACUUCUAGUGUCAGAUGAAUUGAAACCUUUCGGAGAAAACUUGAGAAAGAGUUACAUAGAAACUGAAAAGUUCCUCUUAGAGGUUGCCGGACACAAGGACCCGCUUGACGCAGACCCUUACUUGAAACAAAUACUCCGACUUCGUGAUCCUUACACCACAACCCUCAAUGUCUUCCAAGCAUACACCCUGAAGCGGAUUCGUGAUCCAAAUUUUCAUGUGAAACUAAGGCCACACUUAUCAAAGGAAAUAAUGGAUUCAAACAGCCUAGCAGCCGAGCUUGUGAAGCUUAAUCCUACAAGCGAGUAUCCUCCUGGCCUCGAGGACACCCUUAUCUUGACCAUGAAGGGUAUUGCUGCUGGCAUGCAGAACACCGGUUAAGCGAGAACAUGCAUCGUAUAGGUACUCGGGUUACGAGGCUCUUAUUGAAGAUUCUCGUCAUCCUUUGUGUGAACGACUCUAUCUAUUCCUUCCGUUGAAUUCCCUGCAAUGGCUGCUACUUUCGCAACCACAUACACAAAAAAAAAAAAAAAAUCGAAAAAAAAUUGUUGUGAUAAGUUAUUAUUAAUGUUACUCUUUGUUUUUCUAGAUGUUUGGGUUGUUUUGCCCAAAGAACAAUUUCUACUUGUUAAAACUGUAAUGUUGUUUUUAUUUAUGAGAUGUGCAUUUCUGCUUGUUUUUUUAAGAAGAA
This is a messenger RNA of Amaranthus tricolor (Joseph's coat), 3596 nucleotides long. RefSeq names its product phosphoenolpyruvate carboxylase. NCBI's taxonomy places the organism in Eukaryota, Viridiplantae, Streptophyta, Magnoliopsida, Caryophyllales, Amaranthaceae. Gene Ontology annotation, biological process: tricarboxylic acid cycle; carbon fixation; leaf development. The coding region runs from base 389 to 3286 and encodes 965 amino acids. Gene Ontology annotation, cellular component: chloroplast; apoplast; cytosol. The record is from RefSeq and is a predicted model, not a curated record. The transcript is spliced from 10 exons. Gene Ontology annotation, molecular function: phosphoenolpyruvate carboxylase activity.